Molecule: messenger RNA, 2222 nt
Organism: Oppia nitens
Lineage: Eukaryota; Metazoa; Arthropoda; Arachnida; Sarcoptiformes; Oppiidae
Product: integral membrane protein DGCR2/IDD-like
Exons: 7
Coding region: 28-1260 (410 amino acids)
Cellular component (GO): membrane
Molecular function (GO): protein binding
Source: RefSeq, a predicted model, not a curated record
AAUAAUUACCGUUUUAUAACUACGAUUAUGGCUUUAUUCGUGACCAAUGGACACACUAUUGAUACCUAUACUUCAGGUCAACUAACAGGCGUCGACAUGUGCUACAAUGACAAGGGUGAUAUUGUCAAACAGGGUGAACAGUACUUUCCAUUGGGAUCCGAUGUUUGCACACAGUGCACUUGUCUUAACGGUCGGCCAGAGAUGUGUAUAAGCGUACUGUGCUCUCCACCCCAACAGUGUCGUCAAUUUCAUGCCGUAAACGGCAAGUGCUGUGAAUUUGUAUGUUUGGACGGAGACUUUGGUGCCAACAGUGGUAUCAAAAUACUCAAUACAAGUAUCAUUAGAGGAACCGGUGGCGACAAUAGGACUCACGGAUCAGUUACCACUAAUAGCUUGGGUCUUCGGCUAAUUGCCAGUACUAUCACAUCAUUUCUGAUUUUGGCGCUACUCUUGUUUAUGAUUCACCGAUUAAGACAAAGGAGGCUAUUGUUAAUGAUUAGAAGACUCCAAACCCGGCGUUUAGAGCAAGUAAAUGGUCUGUCGGCGGAAAACCCUAAUCUCGGUUAUCUGAACGAACCGUACGAGUUUGGCGGGUCAUUCACCGAACCGCCGCCACCGUACACACUAUGGAAGCCUCCCGAACAAUAUAUACCGCCCGGUGAGGCGCCGCCACCUUACGAUGACUCGUUAGGUGUGACAGUUGUUCCCUGUUUUGACCAGUCAUUCAAUAAUAAUAAUAAUAAUAACAGCUACAAUAAUGGGAACGGUAGGGUCAACAUAGCAAACUAUGCGCUCGGAUCGCCGACACCAUUUCAACAGACACAGCUGUUGACUACAGCCGCCAAUAAUAGGCCGACACUGUAUGUCCGUAGUUCGCCAUUCCUCUCCACAGGCAGUACGGCCACCACCACUACAACACUGGGCGCACCCAUAGUCGACACUAUCAGCUCCGACGGUUGUUACGAGCACAUCACUAUCGUACGCAUCAACGACACGCCGGGUAAUACAGUGACCAUACUAUCGAACAGUGAUAAUACAGUUGGUUAUGGCGUCGGUGGUGAUGACAAUCGCCGAGCAUUAUGUGAGUCUAAUUCUAUGUCAUCCAUAGCCAGCACCAGUAGCUCGUCGUCGUCUACGACGUCAUCGACACGGGGCGAUCCGCUACAGUCGCCCACCAAUUGUUCAGUCAGUAGUUCGUCGACAUCGACGCAGUCAACGGUUAGACAUCAGGACAACAAUCAUACCAUUAGCCGACUAUAAGACUUGAAUGACUUUGUUUUUUCUCAGAUGUCAUUGUUAUUGUUAUUUAAAAAAAUCGCAAUUCAUAUAUAGAUAUAUUAAUAGUAAUUAAUAUAAACAAAUUGUUGUGUUUUUCAAUUGACAUAAAACCCAUAAAUGACAUUAUUAUAAACUGAUCUCAUGUGUGACACCCGAUACACUCAACAACAACAACACCAACAAAAACUACUAUCACUGAAUCUCAUCCAUACUAUCGCAUAGUGGGAGAGGAGGGAGAGUAGGUGUCAGUAGCACUCUCCUGAUCGUAGCAGGAGAUACCAACUCUUUAAAAAAAUAAAUGCUAUCAAAUAAAUCCUAUCUCUCCCACUGAAAAAAAGUCAUUAAAUAUUGGAUUGUUUUUUGCCACUCUUUUAUUACACUUAUUGUAAUCACACACAAACACACUCACAGUUGAUGACAAGUCAAUUGCAGUAUACACCGGGUGGGGUGGUGUGGGUUCAUUGUACCCAACCAUCAGACAUACCGGUGCGCUUGUGAUUGAUUUCUGGACGAAUGGAACUGACAGAAGAAAUUGGAAACUCAACUAAUUUCGAUUACUUCUUAUUGUUUCAUUAAAUAUCUUGUGGUAUAAAUAGUACUGCAUUUUACUAGUUUUUAACCAUCACUUUCAUACAACAUCAUCACUAACAACACAAACACUUUAAAAUCUCUAUCUGUGUCUUUCAAAGAGCUGCUGCUGUGUAUCCCAAAGAUAUCUCCUUUAAACAACAACAACAACAACAUCACCACAACUACAGAAAAGAAAUAUGAUUUUCGAUUGUCUUCUUUAUUUAAGUAGACUUUUGUUGGACUGUGCCUAUCGUUUGAUGUGCUGUUGUCUUACAAAAGUCAUAUAAAAUUUCAUAUUUAUUAUAUAAUUACAAUUAAAAGCAAUCAAGACUACAGACCGGGCGUCCAGUCUUAGACAUUGUAUACUUCUUGGC